CGAAAUGCAGUAAGAGAUAUACAUUCUACUUGGUUAAAUAGAACAGUUCCUUAUGAAAUAGAUAACACUUAUGAUCAUGUCCAAAGAAUGGAAAUGAAACUUGCCAUGGAUGAAUUUCAAAAUAAAACCUGUGUCAGAUUUGUUCCGAGAACAGAUGAACCAGAUUACAUUAGAAUACGAUCAGAUACUGGAUGUUUCAGUCCAGUUGGUAGGCGUGGUGGUCAACAGUUAGUGUCUAUAGGACCAGGUUGUGAUAGCAAGGGUACAAUCAUGCACGAGUUGAUGCAUACUCUCGGUUUUUGGCAUGAACACAGUCGACCAGAUAGAGAUACAUAUAUAACUAUAAUAUGGGACAACAUUCCACAAAUUCACGAAACGAAUUUUAGAAAGUAUACAGUAGAAGAUAUAGAUACGUUAGGCGCAGCAUAUGAUUAUGGUUCUAUUAUGCAUUAUAAAAAUAAUACAUUCGCCACAGACAGGUCAAAACCAACUAUCAAAAAUAAAUACCCUCUAUCUGAAGGUGUUGAGAUGGGACAGAGAAUCAGACUAUCUGAAAUAGAUAUAGAUAAGGUGAAGCGACUGUACCGGUGCAGUAAGUAG
Lottia gigantea (owl limpet) is the source of this 600-nucleotide messenger RNA. RefSeq lists its product as hypothetical. NCBI's taxonomy places the organism in Eukaryota, Metazoa, Mollusca, Gastropoda, Lottiidae. Gene Ontology annotation, molecular function: metalloendopeptidase activity; zinc ion binding. The annotation marks the transcript as partial. The record is from RefSeq and is a predicted model, not a curated record. Gene Ontology annotation, biological process: proteolysis. The transcript has 4 exons.